ACCACGGGGUGCCAACCGGACUUUAAUUGCUUUCUUCUGGUGGGGUUCCAGACAGCUCCUCAGAAGGAAGGAGCGCACAUUCCUGGCACCAAUUGGCUAAUUCAAUUUACUUCAACGGCAUUAGCCCCUGUCAGAAUAUUCAUGAGCGGGGGGGAAAGGACCCGCGGUACACGCAGGAGGCAGCCACUCGGGCUAGAAAAGGCGCGAGGGAGGGGAAGAAGCGGACCGCGCGCUGGUCUUAAAGGACGGUGACCAGGAGGACCAAGCAGCUCUUUUCACCCUCCUCGCAGAGAGCUGAGGGCCGCGGGCAUCAGCGGAUUUGCUGCUCUUGUCAUCAGCUCUCCACUGCCAGCGAUCGCGCGCGGAGACUUUGGAAACAUCCGAAGGCUGUAAAGCUGUGACACUUUUGACUUGGGGGGAAGGGGGUGGGGCGGGGGCACAGAGGCGAGCUGAGGCGAAGGGACUCGGCAGGACACCCGUUCGCCCAAUGAGGAAGGCAGCGAUAUGAGCUGGACACCCCCCACCGCGGAGUCUCAACGUCUCUGGAGAGUCGCCGGCUGUGCCAGGACUUCAGCUUGACUUGAAUGGAGAUCUCCUUUGGGAAGCAAUGAGUUUCCAAUAACCUGCGGUGUGGCUUGUUUUAUUUGGAAAAUACUCAACCCCAGUGCUUGCCAUUCUACUUGACUUCUGAAACUCCUGCAAGCCCAUGUGGACUACGGGUAGAAUGAGCAAUGCAAAGAGUUGGCUUGGACUUGGCACAUCCUUGUACUUCUGGGCACUGAUGGACCUUACAACCACCGUUCUCUCCAGCACUCCAAUGCCAGAAGUUGAAUUAGAAACACUCUUCUCUGGAAGGUCACAGUCACAUCAGCGAAGCAAGAGGAGCUGGGUUUGGAAUCAGUUUUUUGUCCUGGAAGAGUACACUGGGACUGACCCUUUGUAUGUCGGCAAGCUUCAUUCAGACAUGGACAGGGGAGAUGGAUCCAUCAAAUACAUCCUUUCAGGAGAAGGAGCAGGCAUCGUGUUUACCAUUGAUGACACCACUGGAGACAUCCAUGCCAUUCAGAGGCUCGACCGAGAGGAAAGAGCCCAAUAUACUCUAAGGGCUCAAGCCCUAGACAGGAGAACAGGCCGGCCAAUGGAACCAGAAUCAGAAUUCAUUAUCAAAAUCCAAGAUAUCAAUGACAACGAACCCAAGUUCCUAGAUGGACCUUACAUCGCCACUGUGCCAGAAAUGUCACCAGUAGGUACAUCUGUUAUCCAAGUGACAGCCACAGAUGCUGAUGACCCAACCUAUGGCAACAGUGCCCGGGUAGUGUACAGCAUUCUCCAGGGCCAGCCAUAUUUUUCUGUGGACUCCAAAACAGGUGUAAUCAGAACAGCGCUUAUGAACAUGGACAGAGAAGCCAAGGAAUACUAUGAAGUGAUUAUCCAAGCCAAAGAUAUGGGAGGGCAACUUGGAGGAUUGGCUGGGACCACAACAGUCAACAUCACUCUCUCAGAUGUCAAUGAUAACCCACCCCGAUUUCCACAGAAACAUUAUCAGAUGAGUGUGCUAGAAUCUGCUCCAAUUAGCUCUACUGUGGGCAGAGUGUUUGCCAAGGACCUGGAUGAAGGAAUCAAUGCAGAGAUGAAGUAUACCAUUGUGGAUGGAGAUGGUGCAGAUGCUUUUGAUAUCAAUACAGACCAAAACUUCCAAGUUGGCAUCAUAACUGUGAAGAAGCCCCUGAGUUUUGAAAGCAAGAAAAGCUACACCCUGAAGGUGGAAGGAUCCAAUCCUCACCUAGAGAUGCGUUUUCUGAACCUUGGCCCAUUUCAGGACACAACAACAGUGCACAUCAGUGUGGAGGAUGUGGACGAGCCCCCUGUGUUUGAGCCUGGCUUUUAUUUUGUGGAGGUGCCAGAGGAUGUGACAAUUGGAACAACCAUACAGAUCAUUUCUGCUAAGGACCCAGACGUAACCAACAACUCAAUCAGAUACUCCAUUGACAGAGGCAGUGACCCGGGAAGAUUUUUCUAUGUUGACAUUACAACAGGUGCUCUAAUGACUGCAAGACCACUAGACAGAGAAGAGUUCUCCUGGCAUAAUAUAACUGUCCUUGCUAUGGAAAUGAACAAUCCCUCCCAAGUGGGAAGUGUUGCUGUCACAAUCAAAGUCCUCGAUGUGAAUGACAACGCUCCAGAGUUUCCCAGAUUCUAUGAAGCUUUUAUCUGUGAAAAUGCCAAAGCAGGACAGCUGAUCCAGACAGUGAGUGCUGUGGAUCAAGAUGACCCUCACAAUGGUCAACAUUUCUACUACAGUUUGGCUCCUGAGGCUGCUAACAACCCCAACUUCACUGUCAGGGACAACCAAGAUAAUACUGCUCGGAUUCUGACCCGGAGGUCCGGCUUCCGACAGCAGGAGCAGAGCGUCUUCUACCUGCCCAUCCUCAUCGCAGACAGCGGCCAGCCCGUCCUCAGCAGCACGGGCACGCUUACCAUUCAAGUGUGCAGCUGCAAUGACGAUGGCCACGUCAUGUCCUGCAGCCCAGAGGCCUAUCUGCUCCCAGUCAGCUUGAGUCGGGGUGCCCUCAUCGCCAUCCUGGCCUGCAUCUUUGUCCUCUUAGUGUUGGUGCUGCUCAUCCUGUCCAUGAGGCGACAUCGCAAACAACCCUACAUCAUCGACGACGAUGAGAACAUCCACGAGAACAUUGUGCGCUACGACGACGAGGGGGGUGGCGAAGAGGACACAGAGGCCUUUGACAUCGCAGCCAUGUGGAACCCGCGCGAGGCGCAGGCAGGCGCCGCCCCCAAGACGCGCCAGGACAUGCUCCCCGAGAUCGAGAGCCUGUCCCGCUACGUGCCUCAGACCUGCGCGGUCAGCAGCACGGUCCACAGCUACGUUCUGGCCAAGCUCUACGAGGCCGACAUGGACCUGUGGGCCCCGCCCUUCGACUCCCUGCAGACCUACAUGUUCGAAGGGGACGGCUCUGUGGCCGGCUCGCUCAGCUCCCUGCAGUCAGCCACCUCGGACUCAGAGCAGAGCUUUGAUUUCCUCACGGACUGGGGACCCCGCUUCCGAAAACUGGCAGAACUCUACGGGGCGUCCGAGGGGCCGGCGCCCUUGUGGUGACAGAAGCCCAGAGGCAAAUGGGCACCCAAAUCCAGACGUUCUCAAAGGCUGCUUCUCAUGCCUGAGGCGCGGUCACCACAGGAGCAAUAUUGUGCUGGACAGUGAGGAUGGGAGUGAAUGGACCCAGCAGAGCUCUCUCUGGAUCAGCUUUACUUGGUUAGACUAAGCUAAAUAAUCAGAAGGAAACCCAGGCGAAGAGGGCAGAAUCUCCAAUUGCCUUUUUAAUUUCUUUUUUUGACACUGUAUUCACAGGGUUGAAUUAUUAAAGCUUGGCUCUUUUUGUUUGUUUCUUUA
Molecule: messenger RNA, 3406 nt
Organism: Mus caroli (Ryukyu mouse)
Lineage: Eukaryota; Metazoa; Chordata; Mammalia; Rodentia; Muridae
Gene: Cdh20
Product: cadherin 20
Biological process (GO): cell morphogenesis; multicellular organism development; cell-cell junction assembly
Cellular component (GO): adherens junction; plasma membrane; catenin complex
Molecular function (GO): cadherin binding; calcium ion binding; beta-catenin binding
Source: RefSeq, a predicted model, not a curated record